Molecule: messenger RNA, 670 nt
Organism: Mus caroli (Ryukyu mouse)
Lineage: Eukaryota; Metazoa; Chordata; Mammalia; Rodentia; Muridae
Source: RefSeq, a predicted model, not a curated record
UCUUGACAAUUUGGAAACUUUUGUCUUUUAGGAUUGACAUGUAUUCAGAAGGUAUUUCAGAUCUGACUGAAAUGAUUGGGCAAUUGUUAAUAUGUCCCCCAGACCAAAGAGAAGCCAAGACUGCCUUGGCAAAAGACAGAACCAAAAACCGUUACUUGCCUGCCUUUGAAAAGGUGUUGAAGAGCCAUGGACAAGACUACCUUGUAGGCAACAGGCUUACCAGGGUGGACAUCCAUCUAUUUGAACUUCUCCUCUAUGUUGAAGAGUUUGAUGCCAGCCUUCUGACCCCUUUCCCUCUGCUGAAGGCCUUCAAGAGCAGAAUCAGCAGCCUCCCCAAUGUGAAGAAGUUCCUACAGCCUGGCAGCCAGAGAAAGCCUCCCAUGGAUGCAAAACAAAUUCAAGAAGCAAGGAAGGCUUUCAAGAUUCAGUAAAGCUGCAUUGAUGGAGCCACAGAAACUGGCCUUUAAUGGUUUGCAAUUAUAAAAUGUAUUGUUGAUCCUGGCUAUUUUGCAAUAAUAAAAAAUGAACAAAUGGUAUAUGUUCCUCAUAAGUUCUAAGUAUGAGCUCAGAUUGCUCAAAUCGCAUACAAAGAGGAAGGAAAACAAGAAUCACUUCACAGGAAACAAAGCUUGUAAGGCAUGAGGAGAAAUUAAAAAAUAACACACACAUA